Messenger RNA from Orbicella faveolata, 3756 nucleotides. RefSeq lists its product as uncharacterized. NCBI's taxonomy places the organism in Eukaryota, Metazoa, Cnidaria, Anthozoa, Scleractinia, Merulinidae. The record is from RefSeq and is a predicted model, not a curated record. Gene Ontology annotation, molecular function: protein binding.
CUGCAAGCCAAGACUUGGUAUUAGCUGGAGUAUGGCCGCCAUGAUGGGCGACGUCGUUUUUCGUCGUUGGGCGCACGCGCCCACAAUACAUGCCGCUAGCCAUGUUGACCAUGAAGAAAGAGUUGCAUGGUUUUCUACUUCUAUGCUUCCACGUAGUUCUCUUAAAAUAGUUAUGGUGAUCCUCUUGGCGGCCCUUUUUGUUUUACAAUUUAUUUUAUAAGUCGUCUUUGAAAUUAAAAGUUCAGAAUCUGGAUAUUUUUUCUGAUUGGUAAUAAAGCGCAAAAUACUGAAAGCCAAAUGCCUCAAGGCUGUCCUGGGGGUGGGAGAAUGCCCAGCCCCUGCACAUUAAUUACAUUUCAAAUUGAUUUUGCUAUUUUGUGCCAUUUAACUCUUCAACACAAGGUAGUUAAAAUUAAUGUUUCCCCAACAAGACCUUAACCCUUAAUGCCCUCAGUGCUAGAGGUUUUUUGAUGUUGCAACAAACCCCUGCCCGGCUGAGUAUUGCCAAAUUCAAAAUACAAAUCCCGACAAAUCACGACUUGAACGGGGAAGAAAUUAAAGAUUCGUUUUAUGAACCUUUAUCUCAGGGAGCUGCACAAUAUCAGGUUACAAGAAAAGAAAUUGCCUUGAUUAAAUGGAGAGGUUAUUCCUGAUUGCUUUUCACCGACAGUUAAAAUACAGGAGCACGCAACGAAUCUGUUGAUGGAAACAUCUGUUCCCCAGCCGGUUCCUUAAUCAGCGAAGGAAAAGAUAAUCACAGAUACAUCUAAUCACAGUCUUUAAUUUUAUUAACCUGCCGCAUUUUCUCAUAGUAUUUUUUGGUGUUUUCUAGGUGUACCUUGAAGAAACCAAGCAACUUGACCAGAUUAAUACUAGUACAAAUCAAUGAUGAAAAGAAUUUUAGAAAACUACGCGCGAGAUCUAAACAGUGCAAAACAAUCAGGCGAUAAGGCCGAAGAAAGGGAUGCUUAUUGCACUCUUGGUAUGGCUUACAAGAAUCUUGGUGAUUUCAAACAGGCCAUAGAUUAUCACAAGCAAUAUCUGAGUAUUGCAAAAAAACUGGGACGGAGAGAUGAAGAAGGAUGUGCUUAUGUAAAUCUUGGAAACGCCUACCAGAGUCUGGGUGAUUUCAAACAGGCCAAAGAUUAUCACAAGCAACAUCUGAGUAUCGCAAAAGAACUGAAACAGAGAGAUGAAGAAGGAGGUGCUUAUUUAAAUCUUGGAAACGCCUACCAGGGUCUGGGUGAUUUCAAACAGGCCAUAGAUUACCACAAGCAAGCUCUGAGUAUUGCAAAGGAACUGGGACGGAGAGAUAGAGAAGGAGAUGCUUAUGGAAAUCUUGGAAACGCCUACCGGGGUCUGGGUGAUUUCAAACAGGCCAUAGAUUACCACAAACAAACUCUGAGUAUUGCAAAGGAACUGGGGCGGAGAGAUGCAGAAGGAGCUGCUUAUGGAAAUCUUGGCAACGCCUACGAUAGCCUGGGUUAUUUUAAACAGGCCAUAGAUUACCACAAGCAACAUCUGAGUAUUGCAAAGGAACUGGGACGGAGAGAUGGAGAAGGAAGUGGUUAUGGAAAUCUUGGCAACGCCUACCAGGGUCUGGGUGAUUUCAAACAGGCCAAAGAUUACCACAAGCAAGCUCUGAGUAUUGCAAAGGAACUGGGACAGAGAGAUAGAGAAGGACGUGCUUAUGGAAAUCUCGGAAACGAUUACCAUAGUCUCGGUGAUUUCAAACAGGCUAUAGAUUACCACAAACAAGCUCUGAGUAUUGCAAAGGAACUGGGACAGAGAGAUGGAGAAGGAGAUGCUUAUGCAAAUCUUGGAAACGCCUACCAUAGUCUCGGUGAUUCCAAACAGGCCAUAGAUUACCACAAACAAGCUCUGAGUAUUGCAAAGGAACUGGGACAGAGAGAUGGAGAAGGAGCUGCUUAUGCAAAUCUUGGCAACGCCUACAAGAGUCUCGGUGAUAUCAAACAGGCCGUAGACUACCACAAGCAAACUCUGAGUAUUACAAAGGAACUGGGACAGAGAGAUGGAGAAGGACAUGCUUAUGUAAAUCUUGGCAACGCCUACCGUUGUCUGGGUAAUUUUAAACAGGCCAUAGAUUACUACGACCAAUCUCUUAGUGUUGCAAAGGAACUGGGACUGAAAGAAGGAGAAGGACAUGCUUAUGCAAAUCUUGGUAUCGCCUACGAUAGCCUGGGUGAUUUGAAACGGGCCAUGGAUUACCACAAGCAACAUCUGAGUAUUGCAAAGGAACUGGGACAGAGAGAUGGAGAAGGAGUUGCUUAUGGAAAUCUUGGCAACGCCUACUUCAGUCUGGGUGAUUUUAAACGGACCAUAGAUUAUCAAAUGAAACAUCUUAGUAUUGCAAAGGAACUGGGAAAGAGAGAUGGAGAAGGAGCUGCUUAUGGAAAUCUUGGCAACGCCUACCAGAGUCUGGGUGAUUUAGAACAGGCUACGGACUGCCACAAGCAGUCACUUGAUAUUGCAAAAGAAUUAGGGUUGAAGGAUGCAGAAGCAAGAUCUUAUGGCAAUAUUGGCAAUGAUUAUUAUCUCCUUGGUGAUUUUGAACAAGCCGUAGAUAAUUUCCAGAAAUACCUUAGCAUUAGCAAAGAACUUGAGAACAGAGCUGAAGAAGGAAAAGCGCAUGGCAGUCUUGGCAAUGCUUACCACAGUUUAGGUGAUUUCAAACAGGCCAUUUAUUACCACAACCAACAUCUGAGCAUUGCAAGGGAACUGGGAGAGAAAAAGGAAGAAGGGCAUGCAUGCUAUUCUCUAGGUCGCGACUUCGAAUUAUCGGGUGAUUUACAUGAAGCCCUCAAUUAUUAUCGAUCCAGUGUAAAAGUCUUGAACGAGAUAAGAAGUCUUCUUCAGUCUGAGGAUACGUGGAAAAUAAGCUUCCGUAACGCAUGUCAGCAUUCUUACACUGCCCUGAGGAGUAUUCUACUACGUCUUGAAAUGCCCGAGGAAGCUUUACGUGUUGCUGAACAAGGACGAGCACAGGCCUUGAUGGAUCUGAUGAAAUAUCAAUAUGGCUCUAAAUCACUAGCGCCUGAGUCACAGGGAUCUAAAGUAACAACGACUGACAUAUUGAGUGAGAUUCCCACGCCAACAGUUUUUAUCGCACUGAAAGAUAACACAGUCAAUCUAUGGCUACUCAUGGGUACAGAUGUCCAUUUUGAAAAAAAGAGCAUUGAAGAUGUGUCCUUGCUCAUGGAAAAUGCCUUCAAAGAAAUUGGUGUUGGUGUGAAGGUUAAAUGCGAGAAUCGUUCACUGGAUGACCGAGAAGGUGAAGCACCGCUCAGUGAAGAAUCUUGUCACCACAUGGCAGAUGGUAAAACCAAUUCUCUGCGCGUCUUGUUCGAUACUGUAAUUGGCCCAAUUGCACACCUUCUCAAAGGCGAUGAAUUAAUCAUUGUCCCGGAUGGCCCAUUGUGCUUGGCGCCUUAUGCUGCGUGUGUAGAUGAAACUUCCAAAUAUCUUAGUGAAUCUACCAGGAUCCGCAUUCUUCCUUCGCUUACAAGUUUAAAAUUGAUCACAAGUUGUCCAGAGGGCUACCACAGUAAGAAUGGAGUGCUUCUUGUGGGAGAUCCAUGCUUGGAGAAAACCAAGAAAAAGCACAGAAGAUUAAACCCUUUGCCAGGGAGGAGACCCGCGAAGUCCACACCAGUGAAGGUAAAUGGUUGCUCCUUUGUGAUCUUGAACGGGGGCAAUGCAGGCGCUGUGGGUGAAACUGUAGGGCUUUCUUUGUAG